Messenger RNA from Gregarina niphandrodes, 2274 nucleotides. Its product is annotated as RNA helicase. Gene Ontology annotation, molecular function: ATP binding; nucleic acid binding. Gene Ontology annotation, cellular component: nucleus. Gene Ontology annotation, biological process: rRNA processing. The transcript has a single exon. The coding region runs from base 1 to 2274 and encodes 757 amino acids. NCBI's taxonomy places the organism in Eukaryota, Apicomplexa, Conoidasida, Eugregarinorida, Gregarinidae. The record is from RefSeq and is a predicted model, not a curated record.
AUGCGGCCUCGGGAUACAAAGGAGCGCCGCCUGAGGAACAGAGAUGAAGAAGAUGAAUUGAAUGACAGGUUAGCAAUAGAGUUGCCUGGGUCGGGUGAAAAGUGGGUACCGCCUGUGUGUUAUUGCGAGACCCCAAAGGGAGCGGUGAAAGCCACCUUGCCGGAGAAUGGAAGCAUUGAGACAGUCUACUCAUUUUUCGAGCUACCAAUAUCAAUGAGAACUCUAGAAGGAUUGUCGAGAUACAACACUAUGACCAAGAUCCAGUUUUUGACGAUACCUCACAUCCUUGCUGGACGAGAUGUGAUUGGAGAGGCUGCAACAGGAGGUGGGAAAACAUUGUGCUUUGUUAUUCCUAUUUUGGAAGGUAUGGUCCGUGAGACUUGGGAUAAGGCAGACGGUUUAUAUGCUAUGAUUAUCACCCCUACUAGGGAGCUAGCGAUGCAAAUAUUUGACGUGAUUGCUACUUUUAAAAGGCAUGAUGGGGUAUCGGCAAUGUGCGUGUUUGGAGGCAAACAUAUCAGUAAAGAACAGAAUCGUAUCGGCUCUGUCGGAAUCCUGAUAGGAACUCCAGGACGAAUAUUAUGCCAUUUGGACGAAAGCCAUUUGCUUCGGGUUCAGAAUGUCAAAUUUUUGGUCUUGGAUGAGGCGGACAAGCUUAUAGAAAUGGGGUUCUCGGAAACGACUCAGAAGAUUCUGGAAGCCCUGCCAAGCAAAACGGAGCGCCAGAAUCUGUUCUUCUCGGCUACUAUGCGCGGUGCAGUUAGGGUUCUAGGUCAGAAGUUUUGUAGAGAAGGAGAAACAGAAAUGAUAACUGAGAAUUUCGAAGGCAAACUUGGCACGAGCACUUUAAAGGCCAAGAAUCUGUCCCAUUGUUAUGUUAAGGUGCCCUUCCAGGAAAAGGUCAAUGUACUGGCAUCCUUGCUUACCCGAGAAUUCAAACAGAAAAUUUUGGUCUUCUGCAGCACCAUCAAGCAGGUACGCUUCCUGUAUGAGACCCUGCGGGCGAUCAAGACGGGUGCACGUAUUAUCGAACUACACGGAGGACAAGACCAAGGCAAACGACUGGCAAUGUACGAGGAAUUUUCGCAAAGACAAGCUGCAAUGACACUCAUCACUACAGACUUACUCGGAAGAGGUCUGGACUUUGCUGGAGUGAAUUACGUCAUCCAGUUCGAUUGCCCGCCGGACUUAGAGACGUACACUCACAGAGCGGGCCGAACUGCCAGAGGCCUUAGCAACUCCGGUAAGUCUAUCCUCUUCGUGGCCCCUUCGGAGGUAGAGGUUAUUCGCCGGAUUACCUUAAGCGGUAUACAACUUGAAGAAAUACUCGUGAACAAACAAUUCGCCAAAGAUAUCAAACCACUACUCAGGACCCACUGCGCCAGAGAUGACGCCAUCAAGCACCUCGCCAUCAAGGCUUUCCAGUCCUAUAUCAAGGCCUACUCAAUCAUGAAGAACAAAAGAAUCUUCAACCUCAAGGCCCUACUCAGCGCCAGGUCCGCACUCGCCGCAAGCCUCGGACUCAUCUCCACUCCACCCCUUCCCAACGGUGUAGAACUCCAGGACAGCGACUCCGACGAAACCACCGACCAUGACUCCGACACAGACCGACUCUCCGGUGGCGUCCAACCCCAGGCGCCCAAAACCAAAAACAAGACGAAGCUCGAAAGACUCAAGGAGAAAGUUGCCGCGAAGAAGCAAAAAGCAAAAGACGAGACCACCGGCGAAGACCAUCUCUCCUCAGACGAGGAGGGAAAACGGCCGAAACUCACUAGACGCGAGAAAAGGCGACAUAAACUGCAAGAGCUCAGGGAAAUGGGCACUGAAGAGCUCAUGAAAGACGUCGGGGAGAAACUGAUCGUCGCAGAACCACUCGUCCUGCCAGCUGAGCCCCAAGGGGACUGGCGGGACUCCGCCCGCGUCCAACAGGCGUUAAAGAAGAAGCGCCUCGUCAUUCGAGCCGACGGCACGGCUAAACUAAAGGGUGCUGGCCCAAUCCAAACCGAGCACAAAUACUUCCCCAGCGACGACGACGAAAAGCCAGUCGACAUGAAUACCUUCGAAGGCGUCGUCUCGAUGAUGCAAGCCGAUCAAGACACCGAAACCCGCGAGGAACGUCUGAAGCGGCUGCGAUACAAGCUGGAGACCGACAAGAAACAGAAGCUGGAGGAAAAGCACAAGCGCAGACGCACCGCCAAAGAAAACGCAGCCCAAGACGACUUGGUCGCCGAAGACGAACUCGAAGCGCAGUUGGCUGCGGAAUUCGGCAUAUAA